Messenger RNA from Liolophura sinensis, 3798 nucleotides. RefSeq lists its product as uncharacterized. NCBI's taxonomy places the organism in Eukaryota, Metazoa, Mollusca, Polyplacophora, Chitonida, Chitonidae. The coding region runs from base 191 to 1504 and encodes 437 amino acids. The record is from RefSeq and is a predicted model, not a curated record. The transcript is spliced from 4 exons.
GAAAUCCACGUCUCGUGACCCCAGAACGGCAGCACGUGAUAAUGAGUCAGGCACUGUUUUACAGCUGGGUUUGCGGUUGUCGUUAAACAGCCUAGUCCACGGAAAUACUCUCACCCUGCCUGAUUUGUGGCUGUGAAGAAGAACUUAAUACGGCCUGGGCUACAACAUCAAGUAAAGGCAAACUAUAGCAAUGGGAAAGGGACGUGGCCGCGGUGAGGGAACCAGCAAACCAGGAGCCGUCCUGAGUCGGGAAAGUUCGGCAAACGUCGUCGGCAGCCCGAACGUGCGCAUAACAUUUCAAAAUGCCAUCAAGGAGAAAUCCAUCGUGGAGACUUACAUCCUGGCCCUUGCUCUCGGACUCUUUGGAGCGCAUCAUUUCUACCUUGGUCGCACAGGAUUUGGCUUGGCCUAUUUCUUCACGUUUGGAUUACUGGGUAUCGGGUAUGUGGCCGAUCUGUUUCGUAUCCCGUGCCUCGUGGCCGACACAAACAGGAAGUUACGUGAGCCAUCGACUCGGCAUGAGAAAUCCGUGAUUGACGCAUACCUUCUCUGGUUUCCAUGUGGAUUUUUCGGAUUCCAUCAUUUCUACCUGAGGAAUUACGGACUGGGCCUGCUCUACGUGUUCACCUUCGGUGUAUUCGGGAUUGGCUGGCUUAUCGAUGCCGUUCGUAUUCCCUUCAUGGUGGACGAAUUCAAUGACCGAGUCAAAUCGAACGAUUUGAGCCUUCACACAAAAAACAGCUUCGAUGGCUACCUGUUCGCGUUGUCUCCCCUUGGCAUCCUAGGGGGCCAUCACUACUACUUGAACCGGCCAGUUUGGGGCAUUCUCUACUCGUUCACGUUUGGUUUGAUGGGCGUUGGUUGGGUGUUUGACUGGUUCCGCAUACCGUUCUUGGUGCGACGUGCAAACGAGCCUCUACAGCCUACCUUGACGAGUUCGGAUGUGGUCAAAAAUGGCGACAAGAAAUACCUGGACGACGCUUACAUUCUGCUGUUCCCCUUCGGUUUCACGGGCUUACACCACUUCUACUUGAGGCGCCAUGGUUGGGGGGCUCUCUACUUCUUUACAUUUGGAGUCCUUGGGAUCGGGUACCUGAUAGAUUAUUUCCGGCUGCCCUGUCUAGUCAGCGAGUACAAUAGGGCUCGAGAUGAAAACCGCAGAAUCGCCACGAACUUCUUGUCAUCGCAGCAACCAGGGGGCGCUUCUGUGAUAACCGUGACGUCGACUUCCAUCAUGCCUCAGGGCGGUAUUUCCGGUUCCGUUAUGCAACCUCCACCACAGGUGUGGAGCCCGGGGGCGUUCACCAACUACCCUCCACAACAGUACCCGGGAGCCAUUUACCCAGUUUUGCCCGGUCCGACAUCUCCGGAACAGCCGCCAUCUUACGUAGAGGCCAUGGGAAGGGGAAGUGCACCUUACCCGGCUGCCAUGCCAACACCGCAAAGCCCGCCGCGAUACGGAAGCACAGAUCAAAGUGACACGACACAAAAGAGCAAGAUAUAGACAAUGGCGAUGAGAGCAUUAUGAAGACAACAACAUGAAGAAUGUUUUGUGAAAAGAACUUCAAAUGUAUCCUGUGAAAACUCUAUUGUUAUGGAUAGGCAUAAAUUGUUCAUAAAUUUAAGGUGAUUGCUACCUCAGCUCUUGAAUAGUUUCUUACAUCGCGAUACUGUUCAAAAACAAAUGAAGUUAACGCACACUUGGGACCUGCCCUUAACUUUCAAAGCCAAUGACCAAUGUCUUUUGAUAUUUUUUAGAUCUUUAAAGUUAGUCUGUGUUAUUUAAUCGAAGGCAAGGUUUAUUUUAAAUAUUUGAGCUACGUGUACAUCGUGGGUGGUUUUGAAUGGUUUUAACAAUAGUUGAUUCGUUUAAGCAAGAGCAAGAGUAAGAGUAAGUUUAACUUGUUUAAGCUUGGAAGAUCGUAAAAUUACAUUUUAUCUCCACAGAAAGUAAAACAAUGUCAAAGUGUUAAUGGAAUUCUGUAACGUGAGUUGCUGUGCACAUGUUAUCGUGGUACGCCCACCGUCAUCUAAACAACUGUAUCUGGCUUCGCGCUAAUACAUAUUAAUACAGCUGGCAUCAGUUCCACACGUGUAAAAGAAAAAGCAAAAAAUUUUCCAUUGCCAAAGGACUUGAGCCUUUCCCUGUAGGGCUCCUGCAUGACGCUCACGCGACUACAUUUAGCCGUAGCUUUUCAGGAUAGGCUGAUAGAGUGCUGAAUUUCAGACACCGAUGUGGCAAACAGAGUAAACUUAAACGGAUUUAGUGCUGAGUCGGGCAGAUUUAAUGCUGAGUCAGGCAGAUGUAGUGCCGAGUCUUUCACAUCUAGUACUUAGCCUGGCACAUUUAGUGCUGACUCAAAUGGACUCACUCCUAAAUUAAUCACGAUACUUUUUUUUUAAGUGGAUGUUUCCAAUUUUAAAUCAAAUUUCGUCAGUGAAUCAACAGAACAGCUUUGGUUUAUGCUGAAGACAUCUAUAUGUGGAGUACGAAGACGUGUGAGUAUGUCAUUAUACGGCUGUUUCUGUGAUAGUUUCACAACCACCUCUAUAAUAAUCCCUUAUAACCUUACUAUAAACACGCUUCUGGACUUCAGAUGUACUUAUAGCGGUGUUGUCUUGAUGAAGAUGCUUAAAUCCCAUGUCGCACGUGGGAAGGUCUGCCAGCAACCUGCGGAUGGUCGUGGGCUCUACACGGUUUCCACCCACCUUAAUGCUGGUGGCCGUCGUAUAAGAGAAAUAUUUUUGAGUGCGCGUCACACACCAGUCAAAAAAUGAAUGAAUUAAUUCAAUCCCAUGUAAUUUGAUCUGAAUUUUUGUGUUGCGAAUGUCGUAUUGUAAAUCUACCAUAAAUCAUCUGUGAUACCUAAAAUAGGCAAUAACAACUUAUCAACAUUUUACUUUUAUUACACGAGUGACCGUUUGAUACAGACUUUUAGAUUCAUUUGUGAGGAGUUUUGUGAUUGUUUUUGUUGCGAUUGUUUUUGUUGCGAUUUUUUUGUUGUGAUUGUUUUUGUGACGAUUGUUUUUGUAGUGAUUUAUGUCUCAUGUGCAUAUGUAACAUUUAUAUACAGCAAUUAAUAUACCUGCUAAUAAGAUGUGUCUGGGAACAAAAAAAGAAAAGAUGAAAUUCAUUAUCGAUGUUUUCGGUAUGUCGAUCAUGGUGUUGCCACAUGUUAGCCACGUGUACAUCUUACUUGCGGUGCUGACACUACGCUUGACUCCUUUCAACAUAGUAACUUGAUUGUUGAUUUUAUAGAAAGCUAAGGCAAAGUAUACCACGUGGCGUUAAAGUGGUUUCCCGCCAAAUAUAACUUCUGUAAGGUGUUUUUCUUGUGCAUUUUGUGUGAGGAUACUUUAUUAACAUUCAGAAUGAGAUCUUUAAAAUCAAACGUUACCAUGGUUAUGUGGGUUUGAAAUGAAACACAAUCAUGACUGUUUUCAGGUUAACCGAGACGAUCAGAUAACACCAUGUAAUUUGUCAUCCGCAGAUCCCGGUCUAUAGUUAAUAACAAUUUGUGCUAUAAAUCAUACAAUUACACAUUUUCCUUAUUUCAUCGAAUCAUAUUCCUUGUUUUGAUAAAAUAAAUAAAUUACCAUAUGGUUUGUUAUAAAUUGAAACCGGUUUUAAAUACAGUACAUGUAAGAUUUCUCUGCUGUAGCAUCAUUUGUUUGAUAUUUACUAGUUUUUAGAAACGGAAAAGAAAGCUUGGUGUUCAAAAACACAGACUUUUUUCAGAGCUAUUUUUGUGUAUUUGAAACUUAGUGCGUAUUAAAAAAAAAUGCGUGUAAGAACUA